This is a messenger RNA of Tripterygium wilfordii, 947 nucleotides long. RefSeq names its product ABSCISIC ACID-INSENSITIVE 5-like protein 3. The transcript is spliced from 3 exons. Gene Ontology annotation, biological process: positive regulation of DNA-templated transcription. The coding region runs from base 29 to 910 and encodes 293 amino acids. Lineage: Eukaryota; Viridiplantae; Streptophyta; Magnoliopsida; Celastrales; Celastraceae. Gene Ontology annotation, molecular function: DNA-binding transcription factor activity. The record is from RefSeq and is a predicted model, not a curated record. Gene Ontology annotation, cellular component: nucleus.
UAUACUACUUCCCAAUGUAAGGUGAUUGAUGGAUGAUAGAACUAAUGGAGCUCAAGGGCCUCAGUUUCCGGCUCCGGCUCCGGCUCCGGCUCGACAAGGGUCGAUGUGCAAUCUCACCUUUGAUGAUGUCCCAGCCCAAUUUGGGAACAUUGGGAAGCCAUUGAAUGCUAUGAAUUUUGAUGAGUUACUGAAAAAUGUGGUUUCUGUUGAAGAAGCUAAGAUGGGAGGGAAACAAAACAGGUCAUCUUCAUCAUCGUCAUCUUCCACUUCAUUGUUUACUGGAGACAACUUUCUGAGCAAAAGAAAUGUUGAUGAUGUGUUGAAGGAGAUUGUUCACCAUAAUAACCAGUCAGUCCCACAAGGAGAGACAACACUGGAGAAUUUUCUAGCGUGUGCCGGUGUCAUUAAUCCACGGCCAGUGAUGGUAAAUGAUCCGAUUGUUAUGGUGUCAGAGCAAGAAGAUUGGUUGCAAUUUCAAAUGGGCGGUGUUCAGGAAGAGCAGCAACAUCACAUCACAAUGAGGGAUUCAAAUUCUCAUGUUUCUGAGUCCAUCUAUGGAAACCCAGUUGGUAAUCUUGGUGGGUUCUCAGAGAAUCAUCAAUUGGAAAUGCCAAUGCCAAUGCCAGCAAUGUCAGCAACAUCACCGGAAAAGAAAUGUCGGUAUUCAGAUGAAGGGAAGGAGAAGAUUAUUGAGAGGAGGCAGAGGAGGAUGAUCAAGAACAGAGAGUCUGCAGCAAGGUCCAGGGCAAGGAAACAGGCUUACACCAGUCAAUUGGAGCAUGAAGUGCUUCACUUGAGGAAAACAAACAGCUGGCUCAAAAGGCAAAAGGAGGCAGAGAUGCUAUUAACCUCAUAUGCUAUUCCUAUGUCCAGAUACCAACUGCGACGGACCAGCUCAGCUCCACUCUAGUCUAUUUUUUGUUCAAUAACUUAAUUCUUUUAUUCAA